AAUAAUCAUUAUUAUUAUUGCGAGUGUAUCACUAAUACAGUUGUGAUUCUGUGUAUGAGAGUUGUGGUUCUGAUUAAGCAAAUCAACUUGAUGUUACACAUCACGAAUUCUGUAUUUGCUGGUCCUGCUGCUGCUGCUGCGUUGUCAUUGCCGCGCAAGCGUAGCCAGCACCACGACGCCCAACACGCGCAGCCUCAACAACAACACGGUGUGGCCUUAACUGACGUUUCGGGUAACGGCCCUUCUUCAUGAAAUGCACGGAGGGGGCUUUGUUGUUGUUGUAAAUUCACUGCCGGAUGGAGGGCCUCGUCGCCACCGCCCUGCGAGUCUGGGCGGAUAUUUGGCCAUACUUCACCACGGCGGGUGGAUGUGUCGCUGACGAUGUGUCGCUGCACGAUGUGUCGGGUCGCUGGCAGUAGACCGCAGGAGUAGGUGGGACGUGACUGCGGAAUUCGCCGUGGCCACAGCGACAUCUCGCCUGGAUGCGGUGCACCGGGCCACGUUGGUCAUUCGAGGACCUCAUUCCUUGCCGACCGAGAGGUUGUUCCUUGCGCGCCGCCACCCCCACCCCCAUCCUGCACACAUCGUGCACGGGACGAAGAGUCGACGAUCACGGGGAGCCGAGGAGGAGGAGGACCCCAGUUCGCAUCCUGCGGACGCACGCGCCGUGCGGCAGUGGUGGUGGAGGAGGCGGUAGAGGUGGUGGUGGAGGAGGUGGUGGAGGAGGUGGACACGUGCACGCCCGCCCUCCCCGCUCGCUCGUCGUCGUCGCCGCCGUCGUCGCCGUCAUGUCGGAGUCUCGCGCCUCCGUGGCGCACGCCGCCCUCUCACGCUCGAGCAGCGUUCCCGUGGGCGCGCGGGCGCUCAACGGGAGCUCGCGCGGGCACGGGGGCCAGGGCGGCACGCUGGCCUCCGGGGCGGGGCCCGCCGGGGCCCACCCGGCGGGGGGCCACCCCCUGCUGGCGGGGGGCCUCGGCGCGGCCGACAGGGAGAGGGGGGCCGCCCCUGCGGCGGCGGGAGAGAGCUUCAGCGAGGUCCUGCGGCGGCUGCUGGACGCGCACGAGAGGGAGGUGCAAGGGCUCACGCAGCAGCUGUCCAAGCUGAAGCAGGAACGGUGCAUGCUGGAGAAGGUGUUCACUGCCAAUCAGCAGCUGAGGGAGCAGCAGAAGCUUCUCAAUGAGAACAUCAAGGUGCUGGAGGACAGGCUCCGCGCCGGCGUGUGCGAUCGCUGCAUCGUGACGGAGGAGCACAUGCGGCGCAAGCAGGUGGAGUUCGAGAGCGUCCGGCAGCAGAACCUCAAGCUCAUCACGGAGCUCAUUAACGAGAGGAACGCCAUCACGGAGGAGAACCGCUCGCUGAAGGACACGCUUGAGGCCGUCAGACGCUCACCCAGCGCCCUCCCGGGGCCGCAGGCUGAGGCAGCGCUGGAGCGGAGCGGCGAGCUGCAUGGCGCGGCGCUGCGCGCGGAGCGCGGUGGCGGUGGUGGUGGUGGUGGCGGUGCCGCGGGCGGCAGUGGCAGUGGCGCGGCAGGCUCGUGCGUGGUUUCGUGCGGGCGCACCGGGGCGCCGCCCUGCUUCAAGGCGCCGGCGAACCACUCCAGAGAGAGCUCCGGCUACUCCCCGCAAUCUCGCGACACGGAGGGUCACAUGACGCUGGUGAUCAAGGCGCCCGUGGGCGGGCAGGCGGGAGAGCGAGACCGACCGAGCGCCAAGGAGAGCCACGCGCAGGAGCCGGCGAGCAUCAUCAUGAGCCUGGCCACCCAGGAGGCGCCGGCGGGAGCGGUGACAUCGCUCGACACGGACACUCUGCCGCUGGAGGCCGCCCUGCUGCUGGAGUUCGCCCAGCGCAAGCGUUGGGUCACCAACUCGGACUGCGCGGUCAAGGAGCAGGCGGGGGCGACCGCCGACUGCAGGGGCGAUGCGAAUGAGCAUGGCGUUGGCGCCGGCGGUGGCACCGGCAGCGCCACUGGCAGCCACGUGGCGGGGCCAGCGGCGCCCAUGAGCGUCGUGACCUGUCAGGAGCAGGGGCAGGGUCAAAGGGUGGAGGUGGUGCGACCUGUGGAGAAGAGCACGGUGGAGGAGAAGCAAGUGGAGAAGCCAGUGAGCUUUGGGGUCAUCAGCAGCACGGCCAUAAAGCCCAGGUCACAUGACACGGCCGACUCGUCCACCAUGGACGAGGUCAUAGUUCAAGGGUCGAAGAAGAUUCAAGGUAUCUGCCAUCAGCCCACCGUGGUCAUCAAGCAAGAGGAUGUGAUCGUCUGCCUGGCCUCCAUGGCGGCCCGGGCGAGGAGCAGCGCCGGUGCACGGCACGCGGCCACCAAUGGCGACGCCAACGCAGAAACGUCCCUGGAUGGCGUGACGCACCUGGAGGGGAGCCUCCUCGUCAAGGUGGAAGAGGUGGACCGGCGGCACGGAGACCCAGAAGGGCUCGGCGAGAUGGAGAUGGAAGGAGGAGUCGUCUUGUCACUGAAAAGAUUUUGUUCACCGAACAUCAAGAGAACGUUUAACGAGCUUGAAGACGACGACCAAAACCUGGACGACGAGGUGGACGGGGAGAAGAGGAGCCGCGUGGCGGUGGCGCAGGCUCAGGAGCUGCCCGAAGAUCUGAGUCUGGCGACGGGACUCCACGGGCGAGAAGUCAUCAAGGAGCAGCAGCUGUCCAAUCAGCAGUCCCCUUGCAGAAGGCUUCAGGCGGCGAAGGACGCGAAAGCCAACACGAUGAUGCGACACAGGGGGCUCAUUACGACCGCGCCCUCCUGCAAGGUGAAGCCAGGCAAGCGGCUGUGAGAGGGAGGGGGGCCCGUACCCCCCUCCCACCGCCAGCCUCGACGAAAAGCCAACAUCUACAUUUAGGCCAGAGCGCCGCUGCCCCCCGUGUGUACAUUAGUUUGUGUCCACGGUGACCGAGACGCACGCUGUGGUGUGCGCCGUCCAGAGGUCCCAGCUUCGAUUCAAUCGCUCGGUGUGCGUGCGCUCGGCGGCUGAAUUUCAACGGCGCAGGUUUCUUAAAAAUCCGCCACCGCCAUCUCGUACCCUUUGGAUCGUUCGGUAAAGUCACGCAGGUAUAAAAAGUGUAACAAAUAUAAUCACGACGCCAUCUCUUCUGUACACCCAGCAGCAUAAAUGGGUUCGCCACGGCACCGCGUUUGGUCGCGUACAACGUGGGGCGUGCGCUCCCGCCUCUUCGAAGGCACCGGCGGUGGCAGCGUGGAAGAGUAGACCAAAUAAGGGAGGGGGGGGCCCCACACAGAGCUCCCUGGAGCGUUGUUCGGGGCCCCCCUCCGCCAACAGUAGCGCGAGCAAGCAGUUGCAGGGAAGCACCUUUUACAGUUAGAUUGUUUUUAGACACCAAGGGCAAGAUGAUAAGUUAGAGGGGGGGGGCUCACGUGCUGCUGGUGAAGGCCGGGGCGAUGCGGCCGUGGGAGCGACGGGGGGAGUGAACCCCGUCCUUGGGAGGAGUGCGCCGUGACCUUUUAAACACGAACAACAGAGUCGAGCAGCGUCGUCGUCAUCGCCAAAUGUUUUAUGUUUUAUCUUCUGAACUCGAUCUCGAAUCGCGUUUUGUAACUUAACCGCGGGGGGGGGGGGGGGGGGGGGGGGGGGGGGCGGGGGGAGGG
Petromyzon marinus (sea lamprey) is the source of this 3616-nucleotide messenger RNA. RefSeq lists its product as uncharacterized. Gene Ontology annotation, molecular function: damaged DNA binding. Gene Ontology annotation, biological process: DNA double-strand break processing involved in repair via single-strand annealing. The record is from RefSeq and is a predicted model, not a curated record. Lineage: Eukaryota; Metazoa; Chordata; Hyperoartia; Petromyzontiformes; Petromyzontidae.